Molecule: messenger RNA, 2421 nt
Organism: Nerophis lumbriciformis (worm pipefish)
Lineage: Eukaryota; Metazoa; Chordata; Actinopteri; Syngnathiformes; Syngnathidae
Source: RefSeq, a predicted model, not a curated record
AUGGCGUCAACGCAGUUAACGGACGAGGAGCUUUACUCCGAAUUGAAGCGCUUGGGUUUCACUCCGGGUCCUGUUACCGAAUACACGAGGCCGGUUUAUUUGAAAAAACUUAAGAAGCUUCGCGAGGAGCACCAGCAAGGAGUUCGAUCCGCUAAAACCCGCAGCGGCGCUGCCGUCAACAGCGGCGGCGGCAACACGGCGGGAGCCAGGCCAUCUAGCCAUAACGUCACGCACCUGAGUUCCAGCAGGAGACCGGGCCGGAAGUCCACUGUCCUCGGCUUCAGCUCGGACGAGUCGGAUGCCGAAGCUCCACUGAAAAGGAAGGCUCUCAAUCAUAGCGACGAGGCGCCGUGGAGGAGCCCCGCUCUGAAGAUAAAGCUCGAUAAAGAGAAAAGUCGACAUGGCGCGGGGAGUCCACUGAACAGCAACAAUUCUACAUUGGCUCCGGGGGGUAACCGACGCGCCUCCUCGGGCUGGGGAUUCGCCGUUAAAUCGAGUCUCGAAGCGGAUGGACGGGAUUACGACGAAUCUGAAGACGAAUGUGAAGAGAAGUCCUCGCGUUCCUUAAACGGCAGUAGGGCGUCACACUUAAAAACACGCAAGCUAGCCGGGAAUUACUCUGACUCCGACGAAGAGGAGGAGGAGGAGGUUUGGGGCCCAGGGGGGGACCGAUCGCGCGGUAGUCUGGAGCCCAGACGGGGCCACGCGAAAGCGGCAUUCUUAGCACCGAACCCACCGGGGAGUCCAAACAUGAUGGACAGACGCAAGGAGGAGGAAGCGGGAGACGGCGCCAAGAGGAAGCCCAUCUACGUGUCGCUUUCGGAGAAUCACCGAGGAGAAGCAGAUAAAAACAACCACGCUGAUGGCGAGGACACCAGUCGCUUCAGCAUCGGGUUGAGGCCGCGAUUUUCCAGCUACAGCAGCCUAUCCCACACCUACAGGGGAAACCACUCCAACCACACCGCCCCCAACCACUCAUACAGCAAGCCCAUGAAGGAGAAGUUGUCAGCUGCACCGGAGGAUGAGCUUUUCCAGCAGUUUAAAAGGGAAGAGGUUGCCACCUCCAGCAGUUUUAGUGCCCACUACCUGUCCAUGUUCCUGCUCACAGCUGCCUGCCUCUUCUUCCUUCUGCUGGGCCUCAUGUACGUUAGGAUGCGGGGCACUGGGACAUCAGAAGUGGAUAGAGUCAUUAAGAGUCACCCUUUUGGGAGCGCGUUUGAAGCUACUCAUAACAAAACUGUUCGGGACCUCAUCUUGAAGCUGCUCCUCAAUCUCCAUGACCAUCUGGCACACAUUGCUGGACAACAUGAUUGUGGAGAUCAGCAAUACCCAAACAGAAGUCUGUCCAUAGAUGAGGUUUCUGAAUAUUUGACGGCUCAGAAUGAGAAGUUUGGAGAUUUAAUUUAUACGUCACUAGAAUGGAUCAUUCGGACAGGUCAAGAUGUCGGGAUAAGGCUGACCGGCCGGGUAGCUGACGAGCCCAUGACCGACAUUUCCGAAAUCGCUCGGCUCGAAUCCACGCAUCCGAGGAUGGCCUUCACGUGCCGCUUCCGUCGAGCUUUCCUCACCGUCAUCAGCAGAGUCCUCCUCGUAGCAGUCGCGGCUGGCGGCGUGUGGGGUCUGGUGUGUUACGUCAAAUAUCGCUGGAAGAGAGAAGAGGAGGAAACCAGGCAAAUGUAUCACAUGGUGGAGAGGAUCAUCGAUGUCCUAAGGAGCCAUAACGAAGCUUGUCAAGAGAAUCAAGAUCUUCAGCCGUACUUGCCCAUCCCACAUGUCAGAGACUCUCUGGUUCAGCCUCAGGAUCGGAAGAAACUGCAGAAAAUCUGGGAGCGCGCUGUGAAAUUUCUCUCGGCCAACGAAUCCAGAAUUCGAACGGAAAGCCAGAAAAUCGGGGGAUCCGACUUCCUCGUUUGGAGGUGGAUUCAGCCGUCUCUCAGUUGCGACAAGUCCUCGUUGAUCCCUUCCAAAGUUUGGCAGGGAAAAGCGUUCCCUCUCGAUCGACGGAAUUCUCCGCCGAAUAGCCUGACUCCGUGUCUGAAGAUCAGAAACAUGUUCGACCCAGUCAUGGAGGUCGGGGAGAACUGGGAUCUAGCGAUCCACGAGGCCAUCUUGGAGAAGUGCAGCGACAACAACGGCAUUGUCCAUAUUACGGUCGACAAGAACUCUCGAGAGGGUUGUGUGUAUGUGAAGUGCCUCUCUGCGGAGCACUCAGGGAAAGCCUUCAAGGCACUUCAUGGCUCUUGGUUUGAUGGGAAGCUAGUGACGGUGAAAUACCUGCGUUUGGACCGGUACCACCAGCGCUUCCCACAAGCUCAGUUCUGCAGCACACCCUUAAAGGCCUCCAGCCUCCACGUAAACGUUACGAACACUACAGCCAGCUCGCAGAACCACGGCUCGGCUAACUCCUCAGGCUUCUCAUGA